Messenger RNA from Brassica oleracea var. oleracea, 875 nucleotides. RefSeq names its product putative 4-hydroxy-4-methyl-2-oxoglutarate aldolase 2. Gene Ontology annotation, molecular function: ribonuclease inhibitor activity. The record is from RefSeq and is a predicted model, not a curated record. Gene Ontology annotation, biological process: regulation of RNA metabolic process. Lineage: Eukaryota; Viridiplantae; Streptophyta; Magnoliopsida; Brassicales; Brassicaceae. Bases 233 to 733 code for a protein of 166 amino acids. The transcript has 3 exons.
ACAUGAUUGUCAAGUAAUCUCAUGAUUCCUUUCUCUAAAGCUUCACCACUACCUUUGAUCUGAUCUAUACCAAAACUCCUUCUCUAGUUUUCGAUACUGUUCUCUUUCUAAAGUUACCUACUUUCUGGUCUGUAAUAGUAAACACUGUAAAGAGUUUUGUUUCUGCAUCUGAGUUUGGUCUGAUCCAGUCUCAACCUUUUAAUCAUAGCCGAGAAAAAAAAAAAGGAAGAAGAUGGCGUUUGUGACAACUGCGGAAGUCUGUGACGCGAACCAAGACCUGAUUCGGAGUGGUGAGCUCAGAGCUUUGCGACCCAUUUUCCAAAUUUACGGCCGUAGACAAAUAUUCUCAGGUCCUGUUGUUACUGUCAAAGUGUUUGAAGACAACGGCUUGAUCCGUCAGUUCCUCGAGGAGAAAGGAAACGGGAGAGUACUUGUGGUGGAUGGUGGAGGGAGCCAACGGUGUGCGAUACUCGGAGGCAACCCCGUGGUUCAAGCUCAGAACAACGGAUGGGCGGGAAUCAUUGUCAACGGGUGCAUCAGAGACGUUGAUGAGAUCAAUGGUUGCGAUAUUGGAGUGAGAGCUUUGGCCUCUCAUCCAAUAAAGGCGAGUAAGAAGGGACUUGGAGAGCAAAGAGUUCCGGUUAAUAUUGCAGGGACUCGGAUUUGUGAUGGUGAAUGGGUUUAUGCGGACACUGAUGGCGUUCUUGUCUCUCAGACUGAGUUGUCCGUUUAAUACAAAAGGCUUUGUCUUCUUGUUUCUUUGGUUGCUGCAUUUGGAUUAGUUUCUAAGAACACAUGAACUUGGUUUGUGCUACUUCUCUUUAUCUGUUUUAGACCAGUUAUGUUACAGUUAUUACAAUUGCCGGUUUAGUACA